UGUGCAACACAUAAGUUGGCUUGAAAAGUGUACCCAACACCUCACUCACCUUUUUUCUUGUCCAGAAUUCUCCAUUCUCAAAGCUGCUACCUGUCUUCCCCUGUCAUAUCCCCUUCCUUCUUCAUACUGAAAUAACCCUCCUCUCUCUUCAACUUCAUCCAAUUUUCCUCACUUAUAUCUGCUUGAACAUAUUAUCUGCAUCAUAUACUAAUAGUCACUAAUGAUGGCUAUUUUGAUGUACUUUGUGGUUUUUCUGGCCAUGGCUGGUCAUUCAAGAGGAGCUCUUUACUGUGUAUGCAAAGAUGGUGUUGGAGAUCAAUCUCUUCAGAAAGCAAUAGAUUAUGCAUGUGGUGCUGGUGCUGAUUGCACUCCUAUUCUCCAAAAUGGACCAUGUUACCAACCCAACACUAUUAAAGAUCAUUGCAACUAUGCAGUUAAUAGUUAUUUCCAGAAAAAGGGUCAAGCUCAAGGAAGUUGUGAUUUUUCUGGAGCUGCUACUACGAGCCCAACCGCACCUCCUACUUCAUCAUCGUCAUGUGUUUUCCCCACAGGUCCUGGCAACACUGGAAUAGGUACUGGUACAACUCCAACCUCCACUACACCAGGAACAUCACCAACCACCAUAACUCCAACCACCCCAACAAGUGCAACUCCAGGUUCAACCACUGGCACUGGCACCGGUACAGGCACUGGAACGGGAACUGGCACAGGAGUUGGAACUGGCACUGGAACCGGAGCCGGGACAACCACUGGGAGCCCUAAUAAUGUGUUUGGAAUUAGUCCAUCAUCAUCUUCAACUGGAGCAGGUGGAUACAAUGACUCGAAUGAUGGAGGGCUUCAUUUGACAGGCACUAGUAACAUUAUGUUGUUACUAUUAACCCUAGUUGCUGCCUUCUUGAGGGUCCAAAUAUCUUAAUGGUACAGUAAGUUAAUAGUAGGAUUAAGAAAAAGGGAAAAAAGUUGUGACGGGUUUGAUCUGCCGAUGAGAUUUCGCCACGUUAGGAUUGAGGUUAUGAAUGUAAUUCAACAUUUGGGGAAUGGAAUCAUCCAGAAGCAUAAACAUCUCUCCACUUUCGGCCCUCUU
This is a messenger RNA of Arachis duranensis, 1084 nucleotides long. Its product is annotated as PLASMODESMATA CALLOSE-BINDING PROTEIN 3. The record is from RefSeq and is a predicted model, not a curated record. Lineage: Eukaryota; Viridiplantae; Streptophyta; Magnoliopsida; Fabales; Fabaceae.